AUGGAAGAACUUACGGCUUUUGUAUCCAAAUCUUUUGACCAGAAAAGCAAAGAGAGCAGCGGCGGCAGUGGCAGCAGCAACAAGAAGGAGACGAUCACGUACAGGGAAGUUUUGGAGAGUGGGUUGGCUCGCUCUAGGGAGCUUGGAAACUCUGACUCUAACCUGCAGGACAUGACCGAGAGCAGCAACCAUUGCCCGGUGCAUCUUUUCAAAGACCACGUAGAGAGCGACAAGGACAAACUGAAGGAGUUCAGCACGGGCAGGACGGCGGAAGGGAUCUACGAGUGCAAAGAGAAGAGGGAAGAUGUGAAGUCAGAAGAUGAAGAUGGACAGACCAAGCUCAAACAAAGGAGAAGCAGAACCAAUUUCACACUAGAGCAGCUGAAUGAGCUGGAAAGACUUUUUGAUGAGACUCACUAUCCGGAUGCCUUCAUGAGGGAGGAACUAAGCCAGAGGCUGGGACUGUCUGAAGCUAGGGUUCAGGUCUGGUUCCAGAACAGGAGAGCAAAGUGCCGAAAGCAGGAAAACCAGAUGCACAAAGGUGUGAUCCUGGGAACCGCCAGCCAUUUAGACGCCUGCAGAGUGGCCCCCUAUGUGAAUAUGGGAGCCCUGAGGAUGCCUUUCCAACAGGUCCAGGCGCAGCUGCAGCUGGAGGGCGUGGCCCACGCGCACCCGCACCUGCACCCGCACCUGGCGGCCCACGCGCCCUACCUGAUGUUCCCGCCGCCGCCCUUCGGGCUGCCCAUCGCCUCCCUGGCGGAGUCCGCCUCCGCCGCCGCCGUGGUGGCCGCCGCCGCCAAGAGCAACAGCAAGAACUCCAGCAUCGCCGACCUGCGGCUGAAGGCCCGGAAGCACGCCGAGGCCCUGGGGCUCUGA
Messenger RNA from Phalacrocorax carbo (great cormorant), 876 nucleotides. NCBI's taxonomy places the organism in Eukaryota, Metazoa, Chordata, Aves, Suliformes, Phalacrocoracidae. The record is from RefSeq and is a predicted model, not a curated record.